Molecule: messenger RNA, 2127 nt
Organism: Monoraphidium neglectum
Lineage: Eukaryota; Viridiplantae; Chlorophyta; Chlorophyceae; Sphaeropleales; Selenastraceae
Product: protein kinase D
Exons: 7
Coding region: 1-2127 (708 amino acids)
Biological process (GO): autophagosome organization; protein autophosphorylation; autophagy
Cellular component (GO): cytoplasm; autophagosome
Molecular function (GO): protein serine/threonine kinase activity; ATP binding
Source: RefSeq, a predicted model, not a curated record
AUGCUUGGCAAUAGGUUUGAGCCUAUCAGGCUGCUGGGCCGCGGCUCCCAUGGAGCCGUCCAGCUCUGCCGGGACAAUACAACGGGGGAGGGCGUCGCCAUCAAGCUGCUGUCGCGAGGCUGGGACCCUGGGCAGACCAAAUACGUCGAGCGGGAGAUUUUGAACCACCAGGAGCUCAGCGCCAGCAGCCACCCCCACGUGGUCGAGUUCAGGGAGGUGUUCCUGACGCCCAGCCACCUGUGCGUCGUGAUGGAGUACGUGGAGGGAGAGAACCUGCAGCAGUUCCUCGCAAACACGGGCGGCAGGACGUCCGAGGCGCUGGGCCGAUUCCUGUUCCAGCAGCUCGUGCUGGCCCUUGACUUUUGCCACCGCAAGGGCAAGGUCUCGCGCGACGUCAAGCUGGCCAACACGCUGCUGGCGCUGGCGCCGGGGCAGCUGCCGCUCGUGAAGCUCUGCGACUUUGGGUACUCCAAGGACACGAUGCAGCACAGCGCGCCCGCCAGCCAGGUCGGCACCGCGCUGUUUGUCGCGCCCGAAGUUAUGCACAACUUCUCCAGCCAGCCGUACGACGGCGCGAAGGCAGACGUGUGGUCCUGCGGCAUCAUGCUCUUCAUCCUGCUGUUUGGCCGGCACCCCUUCCUGCGCCCUGAGGACACCGUGCUGCCGGAGCAGCAGCAGAUGCUGGUGCUGUUCACGCGCACCAGCCGGGAGGAGUUUGUGCUGGGCCCGGCGGAGGCGGCCGCGGUCAGCCCGGCGUGCGCCGACUUUCUGGGGCGCGUGCUCGCGACGCGGCCGGAGCGCAGGUACUCCAUGGCAGACAUUCAGGCGCACCCGUGGUUCAGGGACGGCCUGCCAGAGGGAGCGCAGGUGAUGAACACCCUGAUCCUGCGCAACGAGGGGCAGGCCCAGCUGCGGCAGGCUCCGGAGGAGAUCCGGUGGAUGGUCAAGGAGGCUGCAUACGCAGACCCCAUGGCCAUGGCGGCGCGCCUUACCCUCAGCGUGCAGCCCCACAAGCCACCCCGCGCGCGACCCUUGCAGCCGCCGCCGCGCUUCGACGCGCCGCCGCAGCAGGGGAUUGGCGGGGAGGGGGCCCGGGCAGGCGUGGGGGCGGGCGGUGCAGACGGCAAUGGAAAUAUGGUGACAGAACAGCAGCAGCGGCAGCAGCAGCUGCAGCAACAGCAACAACAGCAGCAGCAGCAGUUUCUGCUACAACAGCACCAGCAACAGCAGAUGGCUGCGAUGCAGCAGCAGCAGCUUGUACAGCAGCAACAGCAACAACAGCAGCAGCAGCAGCAAAUUGCCGCGCUACACCAGCAGCACCAGCAGCAGCAACAGCAGCAGCAAUGGGCGCUCGCCCAGCAGCAGCAGGCACAGGCGCAGGCGCAGGCCUGCAACGGCCACCCGCCGCAGCAGCACCUGGCGUCCCCUGGGGCCCGUGGCUAUGCGGCCGUUCCGCAGCAGGGGGCUAUGCCCCUGGAUGUGUCCUUUGGCAGCGCCCCAAACACACUGGGCUCCUCGGGCAUUGAGGCCCUCCUUGCUGAGCUGGCGGGCGACACACCUCAACAGCCGCCGCAGCAGCAACAGCAGCAGCAGCAGCAACAGCAGCAACAGCAGCAGCAGUUCGACCAGGGCCACAUUGCCCCAGCCUCCUCGGCGCCGGCGCAGCUGGGCGCGGCCCCUCCGGCCAGCGCCUUGUCGCCGCACUCGCCCGAGCGCAGCACCUGCAGCGCCCCAGUCGCCCCGCCGCUGCACGCCGCCGCCGCGGCCGGGGCCGCGCCGCGGCCGUGCGCGAGCGACCCGGCGCCAGGUGGCGGCAGCGGCGGCGGCGGAAACGGCGGCGGCGGUGUCGGCAUGAUGGGGGAGGACGGGAUGAGCGGCAUGGGUGGCAUGUGCGUCACCAGCGCCGACCUGGACCUGCCGCAGCUGUCUGAGAUGCUGUGCAGCGGCAGCGACGAGGCCCUGCUGGGCGGCAGCCUGUGGCACAAGAUCUGCCGCGACAUGUCGUUCCGCAUGGCCGCUGGCAUGGGCGAUCUGGAUGACCUCGGAGGCAUGGCUCUGGGCUCCCCAGAACAGGCGGGGCCGUCGUCGCACCCGGGAGGCCCGGCGCGGCCACCGGGGCAGCAAUGA